AUGGCGGAGAAGAGCAAAGUCCUGGUGAUCGGAGUCACCGGACUCAUCGGAAAGUUCGUCGUGGAAGCGAGUGCUAAAUCCGGCCACCCCACCUUCGCUUUCGUGGAACCGCUGUCCACUCCGGCCGACGCUGCCAAGGCCAACUUCGUCCAAGGUUUCAGGAGAUUAGGCGUCUACGUAGUUCUGAGAUUCUUGCCUUCAGUGUUUGGAAGUGAUGUGGAUCGUGCCCAUGCUGUGGAGCCAGCAAGAACUUUUUAUGCUGCUUACUAUACCGACAUCCACCGCCUUCUUGAGGAAGAGGGAAUCCCGUAUACCUAUGUGUGUUGUAACUUUCUUGUAGGUUGGCACCGUUCAACAUUGGUGCAGCCCAGGACUAGAGCUGCCUCUAGAGAGAGAAUUGUCAUCUUAGGGGAUGGUAAUGCGAAAGUGGUGUUUAACAGGGAGGAUGAUAUCGGCACCUAUACCAUCAAAGCUGUGGAUGAUCCUAGGACCUUGAACAAAAUUUUGUACAUCAGACCUCCUGGCAGCACCUACUCGAUGAAUGAUCUCGUGUCUUUGUGGGAGAGAAAGACCGGCAAGACCCUGGAGAGGGUUUAUGUUCCAGAGGAGCAAGUUCUGAAGAAAAUUCGAGAUGUGAAAUCUCCAGACGAUCUGGUGUGGGCCAUAUCCCAUUCUGUUUUCGUGAAAGGAGACCAAACUAACGUCGAGAUUGAGCCGUCGUACGGAGUGGAAGCUUCGGAGCUCUACCCUGAUGUUAAAUAUAGCAGCAUGGAUGAGUACCUUAAUCAGUUUGUCUGA
Messenger RNA from Eucalyptus grandis, 798 nucleotides. Its product is annotated as phenylcoumaran benzylic ether reductase Pyrc5. The transcript has 4 exons. Lineage: Eukaryota; Viridiplantae; Streptophyta; Magnoliopsida; Myrtales; Myrtaceae. The record is from RefSeq and is a predicted model, not a curated record. The coding region runs from base 1 to 798 and encodes 265 amino acids.